Parastagonospora nodorum SN15 is the source of this 318-nucleotide messenger RNA. RefSeq lists its product as hypothetical. The transcript is spliced from 2 exons. Lineage: Eukaryota; Fungi; Ascomycota; Dothideomycetes; Pleosporales; Phaeosphaeriaceae. The record is from RefSeq and is a predicted model, not a curated record. The coding region runs from base 1 to 318 and encodes 105 amino acids.
AUGGCGAGGCUGGGAUGCGCUGGCGCCUCACCGCCGAGAAGAUAUCUUUUGAGUCGCAUUGCUGAGAAGCAGAGUCGAGAUAGUUUGGAGAUGCAAGGGAAACAGCUGAACGCUCCUGCAUGCAGGGCUUCCGUCGGCUCCAGCGGAGGUCCCGAUCGUUCCGAAGAUCGAACCUCGCGCGUCUCUUUCACCUACUGGGCAGCAACGCUUUGCUAUCAUCCAAGUCUCGUACGCCGUCAUCGUAAUCAGCUUUUCGACCAGCCUCGUAAAGGUGAAUUGAUGAUCAUGGCCUCAAAAGCUCACCACAACGAUUGCUAG